Molecule: messenger RNA, 6504 nt
Organism: Oryctolagus cuniculus (rabbit)
Lineage: Eukaryota; Metazoa; Chordata; Mammalia; Lagomorpha; Leporidae
Source: RefSeq, a predicted model, not a curated record
AUGCCGCCAGGGCGCGAAGGCUGGCGCUGCCGGCUCCGGGGCCCGAGCGCGGCGGGAAGGGGCUGCGGGUGUAGAGGCAGGCGCCGGGGGCAGCCGUGUCCCCGGGAAGGCUGCGCGGCCACCCCGCGAUGGGUUCCCCGGGGCGAAGCCACCAGGAGUUCCUGCGGCGGCCCCGGCCGAGGGGUGGCGCGCGCCGCGGGCGAGGCGGACGUUGCGUCCUGUGCCGACAGUUUCCAAGGCGGAGAGCCAAGCGCCGCUGCUCCGGCGGUCUGCUUGGAGCGAGAAGCGUCUGCGGCCGGGUGGCCUCGCUGGGGCUCAGGCCAGCGCUGGGGCGGCUCUGAGGCGGAGGAGGGGCGAAAGGAGAGGCCGCGCCCGAGGCCCUCGGUGAGUCACCCCCACCCCAAGGAGGACGUGACCUCCAGCAUUUAUGCGUCCCCGAUUCCUUGCCCAGCAUGGAGCGGGGUCCAGCUCCGCGAAGACCUCAAGACCCAGCACUCCACGCCUCCCUUCCAGAGGCCUGGCUGUUUUCAGGAGGAGAACCUUGGUCUAGAUCAGAAAGAGGCUGGCUGGGCCUGCAGGCUCUGCAAGUCUCUCUCAGGAGCACGCGUAAGCUGUGGCUCCCGCUGCAGACGCAGACAGGACACAGGCAGAGGGAAGAGCCUCAGUGCAGCCCUCAAAGACAGCGGAGUGGGAGGCCACCUGGGUUGUGCUCACACCCACCCCUUGCAAAGCAGCCACACCGCCUGCGGCUUGGGUUUGAGAAGUGCGGGCUCCACCUACGAGGCCCUUGCUGUCGGCAUGAGUGGGCGAUGGCGCUCUUCAACAAGAAGCACUGGAGACAAGUUUCGGUGAACAUGUCUGCUUUAUUAACGAGCAAGCACACCUUUCAAAGGGCAGGCGGAGGGGGCAAAGGGCAGGCAGAAGGGGCGUGGUGUAGCUAAUUCAGGGCAACACCAAUUCUAUAGGAUGGAGCCGAUAUUGGCGCCACUCUGCUUUUCCAAUCAGCUUGAAGGUCACGUAGGCUAGUAGCUUUCCUGGUGGGCCUGGGCCACACCCGGGAGCAGUUUACCUGAUUGGCAGAAGGCGGGGGUGGGGGAAAUGUUCCUGGGGCUCCCCCGCCGCCCGCCAGCAGUCAGGCUAACUGCAUGGGCUAGGCAGGCAGCCUCACAGGAUCACCCACAGAGAAGCCCAGGGCCCAGUGUGGGUCUGUAAGCAGCCCUCCAAGGCAGGCACCCGGUACGGACCACUUGCGGGCGAAGUGUUCUGAGGCUGGUGGCUCUCCUUCCUCUAGGGGACCGGUAUUCUUCCCUGGGGUCCCAGGACCCCAUUUUGGUUCCUCAAGCUUUGGGGGCUUUCCCUGCACUAGGUCGCUCCCUUCAGUGCCCUGCCCCAGGGCAAGUCUUUCCCUCUGUCUCUGCCGCCACUUAGGGUUCCCGGGUGUUUCCCAGCCAUGGGGCAGGGGCAGAAAGAAGGGAAGGAGAAGCCUGGAGUUUGGACUGAGGUUGGAGGAUUAAGUUCUUCACUCACUAAGGAAGGAUUUGGGAACACAAAAGGCAGGGGUGGGUACUGGCUGGGGGGAAGUUGCAGCUCAGUGGUGCUAUUGAUUUUAAUCCCCACAUCACAAAUCACUUCGGUCUUAAAGAAACCUCACACACACACACACACACACACACACACACACACACACACUGGCCUGCCAUCCACUGGUUCAUUCCCCAAACGCCCACACCACCACAGUCAGGGCUGCCCAGGCUGAAGCCGGGAGCUAAGAACUCCAUUUAGACCUCCCACAUGGGAGGGGCCCAGGCACCUGAGCCAUCACCUGCUGCCUCUCAGGAUGCGUCAGCAGGAAGCUGGAUCAGAAGCAGAUCAACUUCAGUAUGGGGUGUAGGCAUCACACGUGGCUGCUUACCCUGCUGCGCCACGGCGCUGGCUGCUGUCACGUGAUUUUUCCAAGCAGGAGAUUUUGGGAACAUGGAAGGACACCAGCAGGUUCAUUGGACGUGCCAUAGGGCCAGGUUCUGGAAGGAGUGGCUCUGGGGAGGCUGUGGAGCAGCCAAGGACACCUUUAACACUGAGCGGAAGCCUUGCCGUGGGGAUGGCGCGCGCGGGGUGCUUCAAGCCUGCCUGAGAAAGGGGAUUUGAAAACCACGGGGGCGCCCCCAGAACAGCAAGCUGGGACGAGAGAGAGGGAGGUGACAAGGAAAGGAGAGAGGAGGGACAGAAACGUGCAGCUGUUGAGUGUUGAAUGUCAGACACAGCACUGGGGAUGAGCCAGUCCUACCACACCCCAGGACAGAUGAGUCUGAUUUCCCAGAAAAGCAUUGGAGACCGGGCUACUCCACUGGCUGCCCAACUGGCAAGAGCUUGCCGUCUGGAGACGUCUGUCAGUGGUCCGAGCUGCCGCAGCACGUGCCUCGGGAGCCGCCUCCCAUUACCAGGCUUUGAUUCAUGAACAAAGCCCUUGGCGGUGAGAAGGAGCUUCCCCUCCACGUGAACCACGAUGGAGACGUGGGCCGAGGGGCCGGAGCCGAGGCAGGCCGUGGCUAUCCUGGGAGGUGCCGGCAAGGACAGAGCGCCGCCUUCUCCCUCUCUGGCUGCACCUGCAGUAAACAGAUCCAUUUCAUUUCCUCCACAAGGCAACAGUCUGAAGCUCCCGGGUGUGAGGAUCUGUUGUGUCUGUUAUUUUUUAAAUACAGGGAUAUUUAUCAACUCCUGGAAAAUGGGUUGCACACAAAAGCCACAGUUCAGGAUCUUGGUAUGAGAUGCUCGUAUGAUACAGAACUCCACAGAAAAGACCUUUUCUGCAUAUAGGACCACACCAUUUCAGCCAGGGCUGAAGCCUUUCCCUCUGAAACCAGCAACAGUGCUAGUUUUUGUUGUUGUUACUGUUGGUUUGUUUUAAGAUUUAUUUAUUUAUUUGGAAGGCAGAGUUACAGAGAAAGAAGAAGAGGCAGAGAGAGAGAGAGAGAGAGAGCGAGGGGCCUUCCAUCUGCUGGUUCACUCCCUAAAGGCCACAUGGCUGGAGCUGCAUCAGUCUGAAGCCAGGAGCCAGGAGCUUCUUCUGGGUCUCCCAGGUGGGUUCAGGGGCCCAAGGACUUGGGCCAUCUUCCACUGCCUUUCCAGGCCAUAGCAGAGAGCUGGAUUGGAAGUGGAGCAGCCAGGACUUGAACAGGUGUACAUAUGGGAUGCUAACACUGAAGGCGGUGGCUUUACCUGCUAUGCCACAGCACCCACCCCAACAGCAUUAAAGUUGUUGCCUAGUAACAUGAUGCUACUCCCUACUUUAUAGCUCUUCUUUUUCUUCUCUUUUCUUUUAUUCUUCUGUUUAUAGUAUUUAACAGUAGGUUAAUGUGCUUACUUAAGUGUAAAUCUAAAGUAUCAUCAUGAAACUUUUCCUAAAGACGCCUCAUUCCAUUCUUCAGAGAUGAGCUAUAUAAUUUGUAUGACCCUUUGCAGGGAUUAAGUAGAAGGGGUAUGUGGGCUUCAUUCUGAUGUUUCUGAUAGGUAGGGAGCACAUCAAUCAUGAAACCAGACAGUCUGAUUAAUGCUUAGUUUCAUUUCUUACAGACUAAGCGCUACAGGUCGUAAUGGGAUGUGACUUUCCACUGUGGCUUCCUCUGACAUCCUCAGCCUCCUCCUCAUGGGACUCCUUUAUCUAGAGCAUGCGCCUAACUCCCCCACAUGUUGUUGUUGUUGUUGUUAAAGAUUUAUUUGAAAGGCAGAGUUGCAGAGAGAGAGAGGGAGAGACAGAAAUCUUCCAUCCACUGGUUCACUCCCCAGACUGCUAUAAGGGCUGGUGCUGGGUGAGACCAAAGUCAGGAGCCAGAACUCCAGCCACGUCUCCCACAUGGGUGGCAGUCACCUAAGCACUAGAGCCAUCUUCUGCUGCUCGCCCAGGCACAUCAGCAGGGAGCUGGGUUUGAAGGUCCUCCCUACUCUCUAAGACUUCCCAUCGCCCAGGAGUAAUGACGAAUUUGCAGUGAGUCAUACAUGGAUCUCAUGCUUGUACACAAUGGCAUUCAUUUGACAGACUGGGAGCCUAACAGGUGUUUGUUCCCUACACUGAGUACAUGUGGUUUGAGUGGCUGAAUCCAUGGGCUCACUCCCAACACACCCUCCUUUCCAAAGCAGGUGCCACCACGAAGUCUAAAGUUUGGCAGGCUGCGUAAUCCACCCCUAGUCACAGAGCUGGCACAGGAUGUCUGCUUGCCUCUAAGAUGGCCCGGUCAGAAUCAGUGCCGGCAUGUGGAUUUGAACACUUGUGAAGAGAGGCUGUCUUUCCCCAAGGGCACCUGAGAGAUGGGAGCAUGAACCUGGAAUGGCUGGUGGCCAUUUUACCUGAGUGGUCAUUUUACCUGUUUGAAUGAAAUCGACACAGAGAAAGCAGAGCCAAGGGACAGAGACGGAGGAAGACCAAGCCUUGAUGACGUUUAAUUUCAUUUCCACAAAGUGUUUGAAAUAUCCUUGUAUUUUCUUGUCUUUUUAAUUAAAAAAAUAUGUAUUUAGGGUGGACGUUGUGGCACAGUAGGUUAAACUGCCACUUGGAACGCCCAUAUUCCACCCAUAUCGGAGUCCAGGUUCUGAGUCCUGGCCAUUUUCCUUCUGAUCCAGCCUCACACUACUGUGCCUGGGAAGCAGUGGAUGAUGGCUCAAGUACAUGGGAGACCCAGAUGAAGCUGCUGGCUCUGGCCUGGCCCAGCCCUGGCCAUUGUGGCCAUCUGGGAGGUGAACCUGCAGAUGGAAGAUCUCUCUCUCUGUAACUCUUCCAAAUAAAUAAAUAAGUCUUUUUUAAAAAGUAGACUCGGAAUGUUACGCACAUUUGUCUGUAUCUUGCUUUUUCUUAUGAAAGGAGUUCUCCCCAGUGCACCUGGCAUAGGGCUGAUCUUUCCUGAAUUGCUGCAUCACUCUCUACGGUGAGUACAUUUCUAUUCCUGUUAGGGGCAUUUGGGGGCAUUUUCUCUUUUUCUUUCCUUUUUUCUUUCUCUUUUUUCUUUUACUGUUAUAAGAAACUCUGCAAUAAACAUCUUUGUACUUACGCCCUGAGGCACUGGUGCUUUUAUUGCUACAGAAGGGAUGGAUUCCCAAGAAUGAGAUUCCUGGGACAUGGAGGCACCUAGACACCAUGACGCUAAGUGCAGCAAGCCAAUCACUAAGGACCCUACGGGGUCUGAUCCCAUUUACAGAACAGGGACAGAAAGUGGCUGAUGACGGCCUGCGGCUGUGGGGGGAGGGAGCGCAGUUUUAGAGAAAGGUCAAGUGGUUGCUAAUGGGUGCAGGGGUUCUUUCUGGAGUGGAGAAAAAGUUCUCAGGUGGUGUGGUGAUGGUUGCACAACUCCAACUCCAUUAAAACCAUUACAUGGUGCACCUGAGAUGGGUAUGUUUUAUGGUGUGUGAAUUCUAUCUCAACGAAGCUCUUGUGAGAAUGAGUCAGAUGACUGGGUCAUUUGUGUUUUAUUAGAUGCCACCAGACAACAUUCCAAAGAGGCCGUGGCUCUUCCCAUUUCCACCAGCCCUGAGCGGGAGCACCUUUUCCCCACAUCUUCGCAAGCGAAGGGUCUUAAUGUUCUUUCCAGUUUUACCGGUCUGCUGCUGGUGAAGUGAUGUCUCAUUUUUUUUUUUAACAGAUUUUUUUAUUUGAAAGGUGAAUUGACAGAGAGGCAGACACACACACGCAAACACACACACACACACACAGAGGUCUUCCAUCCACUGGUUCACUCCCCAAGUGGCUUCAAUGGUUGGAGCUGGGCCAAUCCGAAGCCAGGAGCCAGGAGCUUCUUCUGGGUCUCCCAGGUGGGUGCUGAGGCCCAAGGACUUGGGCCAUCCUCUACUGCUUUCCCAGGCCAUAGCAGAGAGCUGGAUCGGAAGUGGAGCAGCUGGCUCUUGAACCGGCGCCCAUAUGGGAUGCUGGCACUGCAGAUGGUGACUUUACCUGCUAUGCCACAGCAGUGGUCCCCUGAUGUCUCAUUUUUACUUUAAUUUGUAUUUCCUGGGAAGAUUCUCAUUAUAAAAGUUGAAUUCUAUUUCAGUGUCUGAGGCAGUGAAUAUGAGGCUCCUCUGACAUCACGUCUCCCCCAAGUAAUCACUCUCCAAGUAAGCACUCCUCAAAUAGGUGGGUUUCCAGGCCCCUCUCUACACACGUAUAAACUAGCAAACAUAGCAUGCUGUUUUACAGCAAAGAGAUCACGCUGGGAUGUAUUUCAAGGACUUGCUUUGCUCACAUGACAGUAGUUCUUGCAGAUCUUUCCCAACAAAUGUAUCUCUACCUCACUCUUCCUGAUGGUUAAAUAUAUACCGCAGUGUGGAUGGAUUCUAGUUUAUGUAAACAUUGAUAGCAAUUAGAGUGUAUCCAAUAUUUUGCCAUUUCAAAUCAGGUCUCAAUGAACAACCUUGUUCAUACUUAAAAAAAAAAAAAACUGAAAUGAGAGUCACAUAACGGCCGGCACCGUGGCUCAAUAGGCUAAUCCUCCACCUUGCGGCGCCGGCACACUGGGUUCUAGU